ACAUUCAUUCACGCAAUCUGGACAGAAACUGACAAGAACGCCACUGACAUCGGUUGGCAGCCAUAUCUUGUAGUGUCUCCAACCAGGCACAGUGAGGAUCACGCGGUCCCCAUCCUGGAAGCUGCCAUGCCAACGGAAGAAGGCACGAGGGGUGAGAUACAGCCAGGCCACCCAAGUCUGGAUAGGAGUAGUCAAGAUGAUGAGGUUGUCUUCAAACCACGGACCUUCUGGUCCGUAAGUUGGCGUCUUAACCACUGA
Messenger RNA from Opisthorchis viverrini, 258 nucleotides. RefSeq lists its product as hypothetical. The annotation marks the transcript as partial. Lineage: Eukaryota; Metazoa; Platyhelminthes; Trematoda; Opisthorchiida; Opisthorchiidae. The record is from RefSeq and is a predicted model, not a curated record. The transcript has 2 exons.